AUGGAGAGGCCCCUCACGGUCUUGCGGGUGAGCCUGCACCACCCCACGUUGGGCCCAGCUGCCUUCGCCAAUGUCCCGCCACAACUGCAGCAUGACGCCAGCCCCCUACUGGUCGGGCGCGGGCAGGAUGCCCACCUCCAGCUGCAGCUCCCCCACCUUUCCCGUCGACACCUGUCCCUGGAGCCCUACCUGGAGAAGGGCAAUGCUCAGCUGGUUUUCUGCCUCAAGGCCCUGAGCCGCAAGGGCUGUGUGUGGGUUAACGGGCUGAUGCUGAGGUACCUGGAGCAGGUCCCCCUGAGAAUCAUCAACAGGGUCUUCUUCUGUGGCGUCCAGAUGCUGGUCCACAUAGAGGAAGGCACCUCCCUCGAGGCCUUUGUCUGCUGCUUCCAUCUCAGCCCCUCACCCCUGAUUUACAGACCCGAGGCCGAGGAGACUGACGAAUGGGAAAGCAUCCCCCAAAAGCAUCCUCCCCCAGGUUCAGAGGAGCAGACGCCAGGUCACUUGGCGUUUCUCUACAGCCCUUCCCAGACUCGGGACAGCCCUCUCCAGCCAAGCCAUGAAGGAGGAACAGAAAUACAACUCCAAAGGGAGUCCCCAAAUGGUGCACUCUGCUAG
Carlito syrichta (Philippine tarsier) is the source of this 615-nucleotide messenger RNA. RefSeq names its product TIFA inhibitor (gene TIFAB). Lineage: Eukaryota; Metazoa; Chordata; Mammalia; Primates; Tarsiidae. Bases 1 to 615 code for a protein of 204 amino acids. Gene Ontology annotation, biological process: canonical NF-kappaB signal transduction. The transcript has a single exon. The record is from RefSeq and is a predicted model, not a curated record. Gene Ontology annotation, molecular function: protein binding.